CUUCGUCAUUCGCAUCGCCGGGCUGGCCAAUUUGCUCGCCUCAACACGCGACUUGCAAACUCUUCCACCACCACUUUCUCCUCUUCUGCCUGGCUUAUUACAUUUACUGCCCUGCAUCCAUCUCCCCCGUCCCCAUCCACCGUUCAUCCCUUCGUCUCCCUUCUGCUCUCUCCUGCAGUCCCUCCUCUGUCCGUGUUCGCUUCCCAGGUAGGCGCUGGACCCCCCCACAUCUCGCUCCUCCGAUCGAUUCUGCGCUAAGCUUGCUAAACCAGUGAAUAUCCCUCCCCCUCCAAUAAUCCUCAGCCUCUGCGCUUCCAUUCAACGCCGAACGACGCACCACCACUACGUAUUUUCCGAAUUCCCCAUAUCCCGCCCGCCUCAAAAAAAGCCUUCUGUUUUCGGAAGUGUGUAUGACUGCCAUCCCAGCCUGAUACAUCGUCUCCAAUUGUCGUCCUUCGUGACCCCCGCCGGUAAUCAUGGGUCAGACCUUAUCAGAGCCGGUUACAGAGAAGACGUCUGCAGAGGGCCAAGAUGAUUGCGUUUUGUACGGCGUGUCGGCGAUGCAAGGCUGGAGAAUCAGCAUGGAGGAUGCACAUGCCGCCAUUCUCGAUCUCCAGGCCAAGUAUGUGAACAAAACCGAGGAGCCUACAACACCCGACAAGCGACUGUCGUUCUUUGGUGUAUAUGACGGACACGGCGGCGACAAGGUUGCUCUUUUCGCUGGGGAGAACGUGCACAAGAUUGUCGCCAAGCAGGAGGCGUUUCUGAAGGAUGAUAUCGAGCAGGCAUUGAAAGAUGGGUUUUUGGCGACUGAUCGCGCUAUUCUAGAGGAUCCGAAAUACGAGGAGGAAGUCUCCGGUUGUACGGCAUCGGUUGGAAUUAUUUCUCGUGAUAAAAUCUGGGUGGCCAAUGCCGGUGACUCGCGGUCUGUAUUGGGAGUAAAGGGACGUGCGAAGCCACUGUCUUUUGACCACAAACCUCAAAACGAAGGCGAAAAAGCACGUAUAAGCGCUGCUGGCGGUUUCGUUGACUUUGGUCGUGUAAAUGGCAAUCUUGCCUUGUCCCGAGCUAUCGGUGACUUUGAGUUCAAAAAGAGCGCCGACUUGUCACCAGAACAACAAAUUGUCACGGCAUACCCUGAUGUUACAACACACGAGAUCACCGAGGACGAUGAAUUCCUCGUUAUUGCCUGUGACGGAAUCUGGGAUUGCCAGUCCUCCCAGUCAGUUGUAGAAUUUGUCCGAAGGGGUAUUGCAGCGAAGCAAGGGUUGUCUCGUAUCUGCGAGAACAUGAUGGACAAUUGCUUGGCCUCCAACAGUGAAACCGGCGGGGUUGGCUGUGACAACAUGACCAUGGUUAUCAUUGGGCUUCUUCACGGAAAGACAAAAGAAGAGUGGUACAACAAUAUCGCAGAGCGAGUUGCAAAAGGCGAUGGCCCUGUUGCUCCUCCUGAGUAUGCUGAAUUUCGAGGCCCGGGAGUCCGGCAUCAAUUUGACGACAGCCCCGACGACUAUGACCUCGAUUCGGAUAGCCGCCGGGCAUUCGGUCUUCGUGCGGGCCGGAUCAUUCUGCUAGGGGAUGGGACUGAAGUCCAUGCGGAUCAAGACGAGGAGGAUCUGUUCGACCCUACUGAGGAAGAGAAGAAUUCCGAGAACCAGGUACGAAAUAGCACCACUACUGAUUCCGUCGACGAAGCCCGUAGGGGCUACCGUGAAGACACUCCAGGGCCCCAGCUUACCCGCAAAUCCCCUUCAGAAUGACGAUAAAGAAGCCAAUGCUGCUCCACA
Molecule: messenger RNA, 1787 nt
Organism: Talaromyces proteolyticus
Lineage: Eukaryota; Fungi; Ascomycota; Eurotiomycetes; Eurotiales; Trichocomaceae
Product: phosphatase 2C-domain-containing protein
Exons: 7
Coding region: 477-1760 (427 amino acids)
Biological process (GO): protein dephosphorylation
Molecular function (GO): cation binding; protein serine/threonine phosphatase activity
Source: RefSeq, a predicted model, not a curated record